This is a messenger RNA of Topomyia yanbarensis, 3159 nucleotides long. RefSeq names its product nonsense-mediated mRNA decay factor SMG8. Gene Ontology annotation, biological process: nuclear-transcribed mRNA catabolic process, nonsense-mediated decay. The record is from RefSeq and is a predicted model, not a curated record. The transcript has 5 exons. The coding region runs from base 193 to 2934 and encodes 913 amino acids. NCBI's taxonomy places the organism in Eukaryota, Metazoa, Arthropoda, Insecta, Diptera, Culicidae.
CGACGACCACGAGCUAAAAACGAUCAGUAAAUUCCUCCAGGAAUGCAAAAUACACAUUUAAGCCAACACAACGUUAAAAAACAAACGUAAAAUCGAAAACACCGAGAAGGGCGAGAUAGAUCUCCAUAGGUCCCAGCCCUGUCAAAACUGACAAAGCAACAAAAAAAAAAACGUGGGAGUUUACUCUUUAAAAUGAAUCCCGUACAUAGUUUCUCUUUCCCUGAAAUCCCUAAAGAAUUGAGUAAAAUUCUCUUCAAAAAUGAUAAACAAAGAAUUAUUGUCGGCGUCAUUGGAAAAUCAUCUACUCCAGACUGCAACAAACUUGUUGGUUUUGAUUUGUUGACCGUUCAUCCUGCCCUAACAGACUCGGGAUGUUGCGAGGGUCGAAUUAAAUUUUACUUCGAGAACAAAAGCAACGUAUUGUUCCUGCAUUUCGAAACAACAUUCGAUCAGUAUGUAAUGGGAGAUCUGUUGGCUAGAGCGGCCGAAUCCGGAAUCGACGAUAACUUUGUAAAUUUCAAUAGCCGUAUGCGGACACGAUUCGCCCGUAUGCUACUGUUUGCGAUUCAGGUGUGCCACAUGAUUGUUCUAGUUGAACCAACGUCUGUAUUCGACACAAGUUAUUUAUCGAUCUUCAAAUCGCUGAAAAUCAUUCGUGAGAAAUACGUACUGAAAUUUCUACCAAAGUUAUUGAAAAACUCCAGCGUGGGAAAUUACAUGGGAAAGGAAGCUCGAUUGUGUAGUCCACGUUUUAUAUUCUUUUUCGAAGGAACAAACGAUAUAAAGCCGGAAGAUGUCGACAAGUUGGACGCUUUGGAGUGCUCUGUUGAGGACGAUAUUUACAAAAUGCUCAGAAAUGAAUUUAUCAUCACAAACAAUAGUGCGAUGUCACUGUUUUCAAUACCAAGAACUAAGAAAUUUGUGUUUUUCAACAGUGACAGUAGAGCCAAAUCUGAUCCACUGAUUGAAUCAAUAGAUUUGCUGAUGCAGUAUUUGGAUAAACCAUCUGGGCAAAAUGAAGCUGAUGACGAAGAUCUGAUGUGUAGUCUGAGGCCAUACGAUGGUUAUGGGGUGUCCGCGUGGAGCGUUGGGUUGAGUAAAAAUGAUAAACCAAAGAGAAGCAUAUUGGCACUCCUGAAGGAACACGUUUCCGAGGCAUUUGAACAGGGUUUUGAUGACAGCAUGUCGAAGUACAGGGGCAGAAGUCACUUUGUGAUCCCAGGCAUCAAAACUUGGUUCGAAGGUUUUAAGUUGCUUCACAAAAUUUUUAUCGAAAAUUUUGAUAAUAGUAGCUAUGAAGCAGAUGAUCUUGACUAUAAAGCUUUUUUGGAAAAUUUCCACAAAAUCAUCGACAUUGAUGAACGUUUUUUUGCCGAAAUUUGUGAGCACGGUUUAGAGCUAGCCAUGGUCAAUUACAAAGAAAUGUUACCCCAUCAUUAUAGCAGUAACUUUCAUGAGAAAAAACACCAGCAGGCACAUGAACUGUUCAUACGAUAUGCGCGAGGGCCUGAAGUGGAGAGGCAUGAAAUUAAGCUGAGGGAUUAUUGCGAUUCUAUUUGGCUUAACGGAAAACAACAGUGCGAGUAUCCUAGCUUACGGGGAAACCCGUGCGCAUUAGGAAAACACAAAGCAAACGAUCCAACGGAACACUCCAGUGGAAUGGUAUUUGUGUCUGCCUGUAAUUGUGGUCGCACUCAAGGUCAUCGCGAGGAUCCGUACACGAUUAGACAGGCAAAUUAUGAAUUCUACCAGAUUAUCGCCAAAAGUUGUAGCAACUGUAAUAUUCUGGAAAGGAUCAAAUUCCCCAUAUUUGAGCCAUCCAGUAGUGAUUUUAGAGCGGCGGAAUUCAUCAACAAGAAUUUGUCGAAUCUCAUGUCAUUCGAGAAUUCCAACAAAACACCCGACACGAGCACGCACCCACCACUAACGAAUGAUCAAUCGCCCCAUCUUUCGGGUAGUCAGAAAAGUCAAGACGGGGCUUCAAAUCUCACUUUCAGUAUGGACGAUAAAGACGAGGAAGGGAAUCGUCCAAAGACAUACGCGAGCGAAAAUGAACGCGAAGAGAACUUAGAUCACGAAUCAAUUAACGAGAUUGUUAUCAAAGUAGGAGAGCACGCAGCAGAAAAGGAAAAGGAAAAGAUCGUUCUCAGACAGCCUUCUACGACGGAGUACCUUCCUGGGAUGCUUCAUGCAGCCAGUCCUGCCGGAUUGCUUCCACAAUUUCCCUCGUGGUCGUUGCUCUGCCUGGGACCGAGCUCGAUAUAUACUCACAAUAGCGGCAUCCCAGAGCAUGUCCAGAGUGGUUUUUUAUCCGGGGCUAAUUUUUUGCUACCCUGGGAUGUUAGUGUUCGCUUGGAACAUGCCCAAUCAUGGGCAGCAUCAUACGAGAAAAUACGAAAUCGAAAGAAAAACACUGCUCAAGCUAAAUCAAUUGAGACAAGUAAUAAUUUCACUUUGAAGAUAUUCAUCGGUAUUGAAUACGAAUGUCUCCGAGGACAUCGUUUCAUUAUGAGCGGUCCAGAUAGUGUACUGCGUGGUGGUUCAGGUAUUGUGCGGGACAGCGGCAGCAAAGUUGUUUUCAACGAUAUGCCUAUCUAUUUUCCCUGCCCGUGCCGCAGUUCAAACGUCGCUCAAUUAAUGCGUGUCCACAUCGUUACACCGAAGGCACCGGUGAAUGUGAUUUUAGAACCGAAAGUGAAAAUGUUCCAAAAUCAUUCUCAAAAUAGUCUCACAUUUACCACUGGUCUGCCGGAACCGAUCAAACUAAGCCAAAGUGCAUACUGGAUAUUGCGAUUGCCUUUCAUCUACGAGGGUGAAAAUGGACCGUUGCUGCCGCCGGUUGAGGUCAGUCCGGCGGGUGCUGCCAUGCACGGUGUGUUAUUAGCAGGGAUGUAUGGAAUUCGUGAGAGUGAAAUCAGCGAAGAUCUGGCGUAAGAGAUGUAGCUUUUCAGGUGACACAGUGUCGAAUAAAACUUCACGAGCUCUCAUUCAAACUUAUGGAGUAAUCUAAUUAUUUACAUAACAUCGGUGUAACAUAUUGUGAUAACUUAAACCGUAUGAUUUGGUUAAUAGGCUUAUAACAAGCAACUAAUUAUCGAUUGAGUAUGCUUCGUUACAAUUCGAAUGGAUAGAUGAACACUAUUAAAUGAUAAAAACUUA